CAAUUUCCCGCAUCGAUGCUCUCGGCGCUCGGCACGCCCGGCCUGGCGCGCAUGCGCACCGCGCGCUGUACGGCAGGCGGGACAAGGGAACAAGAUGGCGGCGCCCGGGGGCGGCAUGGAAGGCCCGGCGGAGGCCGAGGGAUUGGUUUUGGGGCGGCUGGAGGAGGAGGCGCUGAAGCGGCGGGAGCGGCUGAAGGCGCUGAGGCAGCGCACGCUGCAGAACAAGGAGACUGGAGAACCUGAAUCCAAAAUUCCCAGAGAAGAUGAGGAAGAGGAGCCAGUCAAACACAGGGAGAUCAAGCUGCGGAAUUACGAUCCCGAGGACGCGGAGCUGAAGAAGAGGAAGCUGCCCCCGGCCAAACCGGCCUCAGUGGAGGACACGGUGAAGGAGCAGCUGGAAGCGGCCAAGCCGGAGCCCAUCAUCGAUGAGGUGGAUUUGGCAAACUUGGCUCCCAGGAAACCUGACUGGGAUUUGAAGCGGGAUGUGGCCAAGAAGCUGGAGAAGCUGGAGAAGAGGACGCAGAGAGCCAUCGCCGAGCUGAUCCGAGAGCGCUUGAAGGGGCAGGAGGAGGAGCUGGCAGCGGCUGUGGGAUCAGCAAAGCAGGAGGGGAGCGACUCUGACUGAGGAGAAUCCAUCAGGAACAGGCUCUGGAUCUGCCUCACACCGACCCCUUUUGGGACUGCUCAUCCCUUUUUUCCAAACUUCCCGAAUCCUGCCGUGCCUGGAGGAGAGGCAGCUCCAAGGAGCCUCUCUGGCUGCUGAGGAAUUCCAUGAAAAACUUUCUGGGAUCAUGGGGGGUUGAUGGGAGCAGGACAGACCCCCCAGUUAGCUGGAACUUCCUUGGAGCAAGGAAAAGUGGGAAAACUCCAGGCUGGGGCUGGGAAUGUCAAUCCAGACUCGCUGGGAAAGGAGGGAGAUUCCAACAGCUGUUGGAAAAGCUGGAUCAUUUCCCAGGAUUGGUGCUCCUGUUCCUGUGCACAGACUCCUUGAGGCUCAGUAUUUGGGAAUAUCCAGCCCUGGAAUUCCUGUGGGAAGGGGCUGUGUGGCUCAGGAAUUGUUGGCUGCUCUGCAUCCAGCUGAGUGUCACGUGGGAUUUCCUUUGCUCCCGGAAUUUCCCGACCCUCCAGGAGCUCCUGUUCCCCCUCUUGGGGUUUUUUAUUGUUAAUGGAUCUUUUCCUAAUAAAACAGUUCCAUGUGGGAAAA
Catharus ustulatus (Swainson's thrush) is the source of this 1204-nucleotide messenger RNA. It is a transcript of the gene CCDC12, whose product is annotated as coiled-coil domain containing 12. Gene Ontology annotation, cellular component: post-mRNA release spliceosomal complex; U2-type spliceosomal complex. The record is from RefSeq and is a predicted model, not a curated record. The coding region runs from base 95 to 625 and encodes 176 amino acids. NCBI's taxonomy places the organism in Eukaryota, Metazoa, Chordata, Aves, Passeriformes, Turdidae. The transcript has 7 exons.